Molecule: messenger RNA, 696 nt
Organism: Peniophora sp. CBMAI 1063
Lineage: Eukaryota; Fungi; Basidiomycota; Agaricomycetes; Russulales; Peniophoraceae
Source: the annotation of a GenBank genome assembly
AUGGAUGACAAGGAAGAAGACAUAGGGCAGCGUGAAGUUGUACUCCCAGAUGGACAUGGCCGUGAGCCUUCUCUGACGACUCAGGCUACCAAUGAGGCAAUAGCACUGGAUGUGCUCUCUGUUCUCCGGCAGAUUGAGUCGAAGAUCGAUGCGGAAGUCCUCGCUAGAGCCGAAUUAGCUUCGCGAGUAGAUGAGGUCGCAGCGUCCCUACUAUUGGUUAAGGAGGCAGUCACCAAGCAGCAAGAGACUUCCAAGGAGAUGACUCAAGCCAUCGCAAUAUCGGCCCGACGCCUACAUAAUAUCGGGAGCUCCCUGCGAGCAAACCAGGCCGUCUUGGACCACCGACUAUGCGUGUUCAAUCGUUUAUUGAAUCAUACGCUCCUCUCAAGGGUUGAUUGCGAGACGGAACUCCUGAUGAAACUCCGGGGCGUGUGGCAAGCCAUCAUAUCCGCAGGCAGCAACAUUCAGGCCGACGGGACUGCGACCUGCGUCACUGUCCAGCGGCACCUGAAUGACUUCUACUCUCGGGUGCUCGAUGGAAUCCCUCCAGCCAAUUACCCGAUGAUGAUCAACCGUGUCAUUUUGGUACUCAUGAUGGCGCUGCUAGCAACGGCGUUUGGGUUUCAUCUUAUAUUUGUCUACGCCUCCGUCGGGUUCGCCCUCGGGAGUUUGCCCUUUCUGCAUGUAAUCGACUGA